GAGAGAGAAGAUGGGUGGGCACGUUGGAGGCCUGCCCCUGUGCUGGGGUACCCUGUAGCAGGCCAGCUUCCGUUCCCCUCCGCACGCUAAUCCUCUACCCCCCCCUAAUCGCACCACCUUCAACUCUCUCUCUCUCUCUCCCCUCCGUCCUUCUCUCCAUUAAAUUAUCUCGCAACUGCCCUUCCUGCUACUGGCGACUGAUUGGAGCUCGCCCUUCAAAGCCCAGCGCGCACUAUUUCUUCUCCGGCCAGCUCGCCUCCUCCCUCGUUCGCCCCACUUUAUAAACCUUCUCGCACACUCACACUCCUCACUGCUAGCUUAGCUCGUACUGGAACGGCCAGUGCCAGUGCUCUUUAAGUACGCGGCACACAAGCUUGCUGCUCUCCCGGGGGCUGGAAUGGCGUCCGAGUGGGAAAUGGCCAUGGGCGUGGAGCUCGGCAUGGGAAUGGGCUCCUACCACAACGCCUCCAACGUCCACGCCGUGCCCAUGGGCCACCAGGCCGGCGGCUACUCCGCGGCCGCUCACCAUUUCUACGGGAUGCAGCCCAUGCGCGACGCCAGCAUGCGCGUGGAUGAGCUUCUCGACUUCCCCACCGCGGGCGCCCACGACUUCUUCCCCGCCGCGCCGGACAACGGACUCCACCACCAUCACCACCUCGGCGCCGGCGUGGGCGAGCUGUCGGCCACCACCCCUUCCGCCACGUCGUCGGAUCACCAGACGUCCAUGCUCUCCUUCGCCGACGAGUUCUACAUACCCAGCGAGGAAGCCGCGGAGCUCGAAUGGCUAUCCAAGUUCGUGGACGACUCCUACUCGGACAUGCCGAAUUACUCAUCGGCCGCGCAUGCGGCAAUGGCGGCGGCUAACGCGGCGAACAACGGCGGUGGCAGCUCGGCUGGUCAAGACAGCUGCGUCACAGCGGUGCCAGGCCGCGGAGCGCGAAGCAAGCGGUCGCGCGCGAGCGCCGCGGCCGCCGCCGCAUGGCACUCCCUCAUGCCGCACCCGCCUUCGCAGCCAUCGCCCUCGUCCUCGUGUUCCUCGUCCGACUUCCCGUCCUCGACGACGGCACGACCUAGCGGCUCCAACUGCGGCAGUCGCGGCAAGAAGCAGGGACCCGUCGCCGGCGGCGAGGUGGGCCUGGUGGAGGGCGGCGUGCGGCGCUGCACGCACUGCGCCUCGGAGAAGACGCCGCAGUGGCGAACGGGGCCGCUGGGGCCCAAGACGCUGUGCAACGCGUGCGGCGUGCGGUUCAAGUCAGGACGGCUGGUGCCGGAGUACCGGCCGGCGGCAAGCCCCACGUUCCUGCUGACGCAGCACUCCAACUCUCACCGCAAGGUGAUGGAGCUGCGCCGCCAGAAGGAGCUCGUUCUCAUCCGCGGCAGCCACCGUCUGGACGCGGCAGCGGCGGCGGCCGGCCCCGGCCCCGGGGUGACCGUGAAGCCGGAGCUCAUGUUCCAUGACUACGGCAUAUGUUGAUCGCUUGAGCCGGCCGUACGGAUGUACUCCUAGCUAGUUAGCCGUGCAUCAUCGCGCGCCCGCGCAGCCUAGCUAGCUAGCUAGAUCCCUUUGCAAAAUUCUCAGGCCUCCUUUUCUUCACUUUUCGCCUUUUUUUCUCUCCAUAUAUUUUGCAUCUUUUUGUUAAUUAAUUUGUUGGUACCUACCUCCCUUCCAAGUUCUACUACGAGUGAUGAAUAUCAAGUUUGGUACAAUUGCCAUCGUGGCCAA
Triticum dicoccoides is the source of this 1723-nucleotide messenger RNA. RefSeq names its product GATA transcription factor 2-like. Lineage: Eukaryota; Viridiplantae; Streptophyta; Magnoliopsida; Poales; Poaceae. The record is from RefSeq and is a predicted model, not a curated record. The coding region runs from base 398 to 1474 and encodes 358 amino acids. Gene Ontology annotation, biological process: cell differentiation; regulation of DNA-templated transcription. Gene Ontology annotation, molecular function: zinc ion binding; sequence-specific DNA binding. The transcript is spliced from 2 exons. Gene Ontology annotation, cellular component: nucleus.